AUGCCGAAGGGGUACGAGGACUGGUCGUACGGCGAGGCGAACCUCAUCAUUCCGGGCGACACCUACGAGGGCCCCGCGCGAGAAGACGCCCAGAACGUGAGCGACCCGCCGCUGCGCGAAAUGGCCGAGAUCCAGCUGCGCCGCCACACCCUCUUCCUGCACAUUCUGCGCUGCAACGGGGCGGUGCUCCCCCACGUGCGCCCGGAGCACUUCUUGGGGUACAACAUGUACAGGGAGCUCGUCAUAGCCUCCGAGAACAGAUCGCCAAGCGAAGAUACGGACUCCGCAGCAUCGCCCACGAGUCGCCUCAGCUGGCGGGAUAUGGCGAAGCAAUGGAAGACCCCGCUGCUGAGCGAAGAGGCAGACACGGGCCUGACCAAGCCGCUGGACCUGGGCCUGACGGUGCCAGGCCCCAUGCUGUCCCGCACGCGCCACCGCCAGCUGUCGCGGCAGGCCUGGCUCGACACCUCGCUG
Gryllus bimaculatus (two-spotted cricket) is the source of this 474-nucleotide messenger RNA. The record is from the annotation of a GenBank genome assembly. Lineage: Eukaryota; Metazoa; Arthropoda; Insecta; Orthoptera; Gryllidae.